Molecule: messenger RNA, 2008 nt
Organism: Mercenaria mercenaria
Lineage: Eukaryota; Metazoa; Mollusca; Bivalvia; Venerida; Veneridae
Exons: 5
Coding region: 62-982 (306 amino acids)
Source: RefSeq, a predicted model, not a curated record
GAAAAUACGAAAUCUGUUUUGUCGUUGUGUAAUGAUUGAUAUCUGACUAGUGUAAGUAAAAAUGAAUAAAUUGGUCAUAAACGUGUUAAUAUGUUGGAUAAUAUUCUUCAGGAAUAUGGAAAAGACGGGUAUGACCACAAUUGGCCAUUCGUCAGAAUGCUCGCAGUUUCAUGCUGUCAUCGUAUGGGAUACAAACACGGAUGUGCAGGACAUAAGUUUUAUGUACCACAAACGCUUUUUAUACGCAUUGAUAGAUAAUAUGCCGGAGGGUUCAUAUAUAGUUUUGAAAACAACAGGCGAUUUUAACGAGCUUGAUUUUAGAAAGGACUCAGGAUGGACAAACGAGUUGGAUGGAAUCACGUUUUCAUUUACCAAAGAAGCAAUUCCAUACUCAAUGCUGAGAAAAACUGUUAAAAAUGCCCUUAGUCGACACGAAACAGCUGAUAUGGAUAUACAACUGUUCUUAUUAGUUAAUGAUAUAUCACGUUUAGACAACGAGGAGAAAGCUUUGGAAGCUCUAAUGAUAGUAAACACAUUCGUUGUAUUUACUGGAAUGAUACAACCGCAAAAUAUUUGGACAGAUUUGGCCUCAGAUGAAAAACACUUAUAUAUAACUGACAGCACAAAUGAUGAAAAAUUCUUUAAUGAGACAGAACACUUCCUGAAUUUAUCUUGUCAAAAUUCAAGAUUGGAUUGUGGAAUAAGUAUGUAUCUGAACAAGAGCAGAUGCUACAAAUGUGCGUACAUUUGUGGACGGGUCAAGAACACCUUGAGUCAGUUCUGCCUAAAUACCUGCCCAAAUUUCGAUCAUCACCUUGAUAUGCCAAAAGAUUGCCACUGUGAUAUGUCAGAUUGUGAGAAAAGUUCCACGGACCCGUUGUUACUUACGCUGGUAAUCGUGUUGUCCACCGUUAUAGUAGCGGAAAAGCUUGUGCUUUUAAUGUUGACGAUGUGCAACUACUUCGAAGCAUAUGGCAUAUAAGGCACGUUCUGGUGAAAAUGAAAAUGCAUCGAAACAGAAGACACAAAAUAUCAUUCCCAUGCAAACUCAAGAAACGGGCUAAAUCUGCGACAACUGUCAAAUGAUAAAACAAUAUUUUUGUUUUUGGCAAAUGUGUUUUGCAAAUGGUUUGUACGGAAAAUGUCAACGGCAAAGAAAACUACUGUUGCUAGUGAUUAAAAUUAACAACUGAAAACACUUAGUAACAGGGAAUGAUUCAAUAAGAGGGAAGGGUAGUAAUAAGAUACGAACUUAAAAAUCCUACAAACUAAAUUUAAAACUGAAUUUGUUGCAUUACCGUUUCAUUUUCGUAGAACUUUGGCAAACUUCAUGAACAUGAACAGACUAAAUCAAACCUAGUCUGCUAUUAUUCUUCUUGGUUGCAUUUCUGGCUUCCGAAGGACCAUUUCACAGAUUUUAUUAAAUAUGUGUAACUUCCGUCAUAGAAACAAGGAGAAGUGAAAAAUUAGAUGUAAUGAUAAAACUAGAUUUGAUUGUAUUAUAUUGAUGAGAAACCUAUUUUACUCAGUCCACUGAAUUCAUUUGUAAACAUAUAUAAGAAGGAAUUUGAACGAGUUUGAUAAUUUAUCAGAUGAGGACAAAUAUUGUUUACUAUGUUUGAAUAUUUAAAAAAAAAACAAAAAAAAAACACUUAUUGUAUUGUAAAUAAAGUAAAUAUUAUUUAAAGGUUGUCCAUUUUUUCGUAUUUUGGAGAAAUAGUAGAAACAGUAGAUCAGUCUAUAUCACAUUUGCAUUGAUGUAAAAUAUAACAUAUUUAUUUCAUUAUCUUAAAGGUACCAAAUAAAGACAAAUAAAAAAGCAUAAAUCUUAAAAAAAAGACUAUACAUUUUGAAAUAUACAUCUAAACAUUACGAUAGCCGUUCAAUACUUCAAGUCAAAACAUGUGCAGAGAAACGAAUGAUUUUUGGGGCGGUGCGUAAGCUCCGCCUCCAAUGGAAUUAAGACGGGAAAAUGAAAGCCCGUCACUUCUUAGUGCAAAAUGGCAAA